This is a messenger RNA of Suillus clintonianus, 1397 nucleotides long. Its product is annotated as Alpha/Beta hydrolase protein. The transcript has 9 exons. Bases 1 to 1026 code for a protein of 341 amino acids. NCBI's taxonomy places the organism in Eukaryota, Fungi, Basidiomycota, Agaricomycetes, Boletales, Suillaceae. The record is from RefSeq and is a predicted model, not a curated record.
AUGGGCUCAACUCCACUCCAAUAUCUAACCCUGUUCCUUCCUGCGCUGUUAAUCACUGUUUAUCUCUUGGCCAGCUUCCCGCGACCACCUACUGUACCCAUCAUCCAUACAUCCCUAGCGCACCUUCCGAGCUCAUCGCCGUCGUGGAAUGUAUACCCAGAGGACUUGUAUAGCGGCGGUGCAUAUGCCAACCUACCUCUAGGGCGGGUGCGGUAUUGGCUCAUAGGACCGGAGGACGGGCGGCAUAUUGUUUUGAUUCAUGGACUUUCCAUCCCGGCAAUCGUCUGGAAAGAUGUAGCGCCUGUACUUGCCUCCCGAGGAUACCGUGUACUUCUGUAUGAUUUAUAUGGUCGCGGUUACUCGGAUGCUCCCCAAGUCACUUAUGAUACCACCCUUCACACCACCCAACUCGCGCUCCUUAUGCAACACGUUAAAUGGGAUCAUGCAUUCGUUGUCGGAUUGUCGAUGGGAGGCGGCGUUGCAACUGCAUUUUCGGCCCACUUCCCUCAUCUUGUAGAUGGAAAAGUCGCUCUGAUUGCUUCAGCUGGUAUCAUGGAGUCGAGCGAUAUUUCCCGCACAGCAAAAUUUAUGUCAACUCCCCUCGUCCAAACUGUGUCUGCCCUCCCACCUUUCCAACAUUACAUGCGUCUCCUUGCGAAUACUUCUAAAUCCUCUGAACUUUGUGAAACCAAUCCGAUACAAGAAAUUGUCCGUCUCCAAACUGCUCACCUUCCUCACUAUAACGCUGCCGUGGCAUCUUGCCUUCGCGACGGUCCUAUUCGUGGCCUGCGUUUUGCAUUCCAAUCCCUCGCACGCUCGGGCAACCAAGUGUUGCUCAUUCAUGGCACAUCAGACAAGACUGUCCCCUAUAAAUACGCUUCUAAGAUACACAAUCUGGUGCCUCAAGCCGACCUCGUCACCAUCAGCGAUGGUGGCCACGAUCUCACUGUGACUCAUGCAUCUGAAGUGAACGCUUUGCUACUCUACUUCCUCACCGACGAAUACUCGUACAAGCCUCGCGGAUGAGUCUCACUUGAUAUACAGGAGCUCAUUUUUUCCUUUGAUAAUAUUUUAUCUGUCUUCGUACCCACAUGCUAUUCGCUAUUCAUUGUAUUCGAACGCUAUUCCAUCGUAUAUCCUGCAUUAUUCUGGAUACCAUGCCCAUCCCACGUUAUCGUAUCUUAUCCUCGUUGUUAUCCUCGCUAUUCAUCCUCGCGCUAUACUGUGUGGUAUUUUACCUCUUUCCUGUUUUGCGUUGUGGAAACCUAUCUCUUGUAUUUCUGACGGGGAGGAUUUUCUGGAAUAAUACAGCGCUUGUCAGACUACUCCGCAUGUACAUAAUACAAUUGGGUCGCAGGCAGCGAAAAUUUAAACUACCUUGAACAACUCUUGAGUUU